Molecule: messenger RNA, 1036 nt
Organism: Caenorhabditis sp. 36 PRJEB53466
Lineage: Eukaryota; Metazoa; Nematoda; Chromadorea; Rhabditida; Rhabditidae
Source: the annotation of a GenBank genome assembly
AUGACUUCCGAGGAGAGCAUGGAACUGAUUGUCCAACCAAAACCACAAUAUGUGAGUCUAAGAAUCUUUUCUGGAUGGUAUUCUAUUUUUUCCUUUUUUUUCACUCCAGGUGGGAACUAGUCCGGCCGAACAGACUGAUUUAUGGGUACAGCUUGUUCACUACGUCCUGAAGGAUUCCAAAGAUGACGUCUCACCAUAUCGCGCUGUCUAUUUUGUUGGAAAGGAUGUGAACACACCAAAAACGGAAGGGUUGUUCCACAAGAUUGUGAUAGACGACGAAUUCCAUCCGUACUUCACCCGUCUCUUCAAAAACAACCGUGCGGAACUGUUUUCCAAAUUUCUCUGCAACAGUGAGUUCAUAGUUCUACGAGUCACUCUAUAAAUUAUCGUUUUUAGAAAAUCCAUUCGCUUUUACCGAUUGCUUCCUGAAUUGCUCUGUGGACAUUGCUCAAAUCCUCCUCGAGAAUUGCGACUUCAGUGUUGCGGAAAACAGCAGUCUGAACAUCUACGUGUUCAGAACAAUGACCAAAAUUCAACUUGGUGAUCACACCUACUUGUGCGCACACUUUGGCUACCAGAGCUGGAACCGCGUCAAACGCUGGCUCCCUGAGUUCUUGAUUCUGCAGGCCAACUUGCACUUUCAAACGUGCUCGUAUACUAUUUACGGUAAACCACAGAGCAAUUUACAGAAAUGUAUUCUUUCUUUUCAGACUGGACCGAGAAUCAUGAACUGCUCCAAGUACGUGUUAAAGAACUGUUCCGUACCGUGCGCGAAUCGAAUUAUAAUCCGGAAGACUUGACUCCGGUGUGCUUCGAGCGAAUCCAGAGAUCCGAGAUUGGAAUAUGGAGACAUCUGCCACAAGGAGUAUACCCCCGAGAUACUAAUUGGCAAACUGAGGGGAUCUGCUUCCGAGUCCGCUACAAUUCCGAUCAGCAAGGAAACUUUCGUCACGUUUCUCGACGUCAAUACAUCAAACACCUCUUCGCUGAUUUCAAUAACUUGGAAGUGAAAAACACUCGUGAACCAAGAGAUUGA